Drosophila serrata is the source of this 3177-nucleotide messenger RNA. Its product is annotated as Krueppel-like factor luna. Gene Ontology annotation, molecular function: RNA polymerase II cis-regulatory region sequence-specific DNA binding; DNA-binding transcription factor activity, RNA polymerase II-specific. Lineage: Eukaryota; Metazoa; Arthropoda; Insecta; Diptera; Drosophilidae. Gene Ontology annotation, biological process: regulation of transcription by RNA polymerase II. The record is from RefSeq and is a predicted model, not a curated record.
ACCGACAGGCGGAGGAAAAAUGUAAACAUAAUAAAUAGCGACAAAAAAGUGAAAAGAUCUGUAUUAAGGAGGUCAUCGCGGUGCUCACAAGUGAAAAUAUGGAAAAGUGCAGUGGAAAACGCAGUGGCAGGUGCCAAAAGUGCGGGAAAACAAAGAGCCCCAAAGUGUAAAGUGUAAGUGAAGUGGGGGCAGCCCGCCCGGUGUCGUGUUUAUGUUUUUUAAAGCAUUUAUGGCCAAGAUCAGUGCCUUAUUUGUUGACUAAUUAAUUUUGUUGUGUUUUUUAAGUGCAAGUGCAAGAAAUGUAAAGAAAAUGUGUGUAUAAAAUGUGGGCAAUACCGUCGAACAUGUAUGUAGGUUUAUUUUUUCGUUUGUUUUGUUCAUUAAUUCGCCGUUGGGAUCCACAGCAAUGCAAGUGGGCAGAAACCAACAGAGAGCCACAGAGCCCAAAUGCAUUCAUAAAUUAUUCAACAUAAAUUAAAUCUAAAUGAAAGUGCUGAAAGUAAAUAAAUGAUAAGUAAAUAACAAAACCGCAGAAAUACAACAAACCUGUGCAUAGUGUAGAUCAAUACGUAUUAGGUGUAUAUAUAUAUAUGUAUAUCCCAUAUAUCGCGAGUGUUAAAAUGCUGCCCAUUGCAGCAUUCAAUAUUGUCGGGAUGUCGUCUCUCUGAAAUCAAAAAAUAAUAAUAAUAACCCAAAUCAAAAAUAUAUAAAAUAUAUACCAAGCAAGCCAAAUCAAAAUUGCAUUAAAUCGAAACUCAAAUUGUUGUCACUUCAACAAUUUGAGCUAAAAUAUAUAUAUAUAUUUAUAUAUAUAUAUAUAAAUUCGUUCCCAUCAGACAUUGAGCAACGGCCUCACAACGGAGUCCCCAGAGUUUAUGCGGUUAGAGGAAGAGGAUUUCGAGAUGGAUAUCCUACCGAGUGGAAAUAUCUUCAACGAGUUGGAGAGGAUCUGCACUACCGGCUACUUCUCAUCACAGCCAUCGAUUGAGGAUCAAUGGCAACAGACCUGCUACGAACUGGAACGCUAUCUGCGGGACGAGCCCAAACUGCAGAAGAAGAUCCACAGCAACACGGACAAUGUCUGGGACAUAUUCUCCACGCCCGCCCGCCUGCUCGAGGAGCUGAAGAUCAAGGAGCAGCACCUGGACACGAUCUCGACGACCUCCUCGGUCUCGUCCAUCUGCUCGGGCAUCUCGUGGGACAGCAAUGGCUCCCAGGCGCUCAGCUGCUCGGUGCUGGUCAAGCAGGAGCGGAUCGACGAGGAGGACGACGAGGCGGGCUGCGACGACAAGCUGGGCGGGCUCUUUGCGGCGCCGCCCUCGGCCAUCUCGCCCAACCCGAGCAUUGGCAGUGCCGGCAACAUGACGCCCACCAGCAACAGUAGCAGCAGCAGCAGCAGCAGCAGCAGCGGCAGUGCCACCUCCAGUGGCAGUGGCAACAUCGUGGCCAGUCCCAUGAGCAGCCUGGGCAGUGGCAGCACCAUCACGGUCAGCUCGCGGAACAGCUCAGCGCCGGGCAUUAAGGUGCGUGUGGUGCAGGCCAAGAGCCAUCAGGGCAGCAGUGCCAGGCUGCAACUGGGCCAUGUCCAGGACUUUGUGCUGCCUACACUCACGCCGCCCUCAUCGCCGGAAUCCAGCCUGCGUAGCCACAACUAUGCCCAGCAGCUGGAGGCCAACGACCUGGCGGCUCUGAUACAGCAGCAGCAGCAACAGCAGCAACAACAGCAGCAACAGCAGCAACAACAGCCACAGCAUGUGGCAACAUCCACGAGCAACUCCACACCCGCUACAGCAAUCCUGCGCUUCAGCAGCCAGAGCAAUCCCACGAUGACCCAGCUGCAGCAACAGCAGCAGCAGCUGGCCGUCCAGCACCUGAGCAUAUCGCCGCAGGCCCUCGGCCACAGCAGCACCCUCUCGCCCAAAAGCAGCCUCAGCAGCCUCAGCAGCAGCAGCAGCAGCAGCCUGAGCAGCAGCUCCAGCUCCAGCUCUAGCUCCAGCGGCGCCAGCGACCCGUCUCCCCACAGCAACAUUCCGCGCAGCACCAUUGUCCGCCUGACGACGGCCAACGGGAAGCCGGGAGCGGCUGGCAUCAGUCUGGCCCGCGUCAUCCAGAUGCAGAACAACGGCAAUGCCAAUGUUGCCGCCGUGCUCAGUGCAGCGGCCAACAGUAGCAGCAGCAGCAGCAGCAACAAUAACAGCAGCAACACCAGCAGCAAUACGGCAACACAGCAGCAACAGGUGCUGUCGCCGCGAGCUGAAAAGUCCUCAAACGGCUCCUCGAAAUCGCAUCACCCGCGUCAACAUCACAGCGAUCACAGCCCGGAUGCCAAGCGCCGGAUACACAAGUGCCAAUUUCUGGGCUGCAAAAAAGUCUACACCAAGAGCUCGCACCUGAAGGCCCACCAAAGAACGCACACAGGUGAGAAGCCAUACAAGUGCUCCUGGGAAGGCUGCGAAUGGAGGUUCGCGAGGAGCGAUGAGCUGACCCGCCAUUACCGCAAACACACCGGCGCCAAGCCGUUCAAGUGCCGCAAUUGCGAUCGAUGCUUCUCGCGGUCCGAUCACCUGGCGUUGCACAUGAAGCGCCACAUGUGAGGCGAGAUCUAAGCCGGGGGUGAGGAGGAUGCCGCGGGAGUCCGGAAAAGCCAGCGGCGGGGGACGGGGGACGGGGAGUUCAAGCGGAAACUGUGUGCCAUCAAGGAACGAUGAAAAACUUGCGUAACGCUAAUCAAAACCACUUAAUUCGUGGAGCUGAGGAGAGGGAGCGAGAGAGCUGGGGUGGAAAAUAUGAGGAGGAGGGAGAGGGGAAGUGAAAAAUCAAAUGAAACAUCACAACCAACACAAAGCACAAAGAUGGAAAUUCAAGUUCUCUGAUUCGGAUUAAUAUAUAUAAAUAUGUAUUUGUGUUGCCGCCAUUAUUGUCGCCGUUAUCGUUUUCGUUAUGGUUAUAUCGUCGUUAUCGUUUCAAUUGCAAAUUCGAUUUGUUUCAAUGCCUUGUUAAGUGUAAGUUAAGCUAUAGCAGCCUGAUCGCAUUUCCCCCAUUCACACCUAGCAUUUAGCCGCAAGUUCUGAACAAAAACAGCAAAAAUUGUGUACAAUUUACCAAAGCUAAGCAGAUUUCUUCAUAAGUAAAGCAGCAAAUAAAAAAAAAACAGCAAAAGCAAACAAACAAAAAAAU